AUGAAUUUUCAUGUGUCACCCUUCACGUUCACACUAAUCUAUCCCAGAGUCGCUGAUCAAAUUCAUCCAUCAGCAAGUUCAUCAAAACAAUCACCUAAAAGUGAUUCUCAUCAGAGAUCAACUAAAGACUCUAAACCUUUAUCUCCAUCCCAAGAAUCUGAAACUUCAGAAUCAACCUCAUCAUCAUCUACAUCUACAUCUUCAUCCACAUCAUCAUCAUCAUCAUCAUCAUCUCAAUCUAAUCACCAAAACUCACCGCCAAUAUUUGCCCUUGAAAAUAACCCAGAACCUCAACGAUUAUCUCCAGGAAUUGUCUCAACUUCAUCCGCUCCUCCAUCAUCUCAACCAUCUACUCAGGAAACAAUUCCAACAUCUUCAUCUCAAGAAUCAAAUGAUCAAGAAAUUUAUCCUUCAAGUUCGACGUUCAAUUUUUAUCCUGUUGGAUAUUUUCAAGAACAAUCAGCAAACUCGAAGGAUCCAAAGCCGAAUUCUAAUGGACUAUCUUGA
This is a messenger RNA of Panonychus citri (citrus red mite), 507 nucleotides long. RefSeq names its product putative protein TPRXL. The coding region runs from base 1 to 507 and encodes 168 amino acids. The record is from RefSeq and is a predicted model, not a curated record. The transcript has a single exon. NCBI's taxonomy places the organism in Eukaryota, Metazoa, Arthropoda, Arachnida, Trombidiformes, Tetranychidae.